UUUAAACCAAUCGCAGAGGAGGAAAUAAGUUGUUUCACAAACCAAGAUGGCAGGUAACCUCGUGUGCCGGGUUCACCCGGUUGUUCUCUUCAGCAUUAUUGACUCGUUCGAGAGAAGAAAUGAAGAUGCAAGAAGAGUCAUAGGAACAUUACUUGGAUCCUUUGACAAGGGGGUAGUGGAUGUAACAAACUGUUUCUGUGUCCCACACAAUGAAUCAGAAGACGAGGUGGCAGCAGACCUUGAAUAUGCUAGAAAUAUGUAUGAACUCCACAAAAAAGUCAACCCUGCUGAAAUAAUAGUGGGAUGGUAUUCCACAGGGUCUGAUGUCUCAGAACACUCAGUUCUCAUUCAUGAAUAUUACACCAGGGAAGCCAAGAACCCAGUACAUGUCACUGUAGACACUGGGCUCAAAGGCUCCAAGAUGGAUGUCAAGUGCUACGUCAGUGCUAACAUUGGAGUACCUGGAAAGACGGUGGGAUGCAUGUUCACUCCAGUGCAAGUUGAAAUUAACACGUACGAGCCAGAAAAAGUCGGGGUGGAUUUGAUCCAACAAGGCAAAUCUAUCGGUAAUAAUAAGCGCACGGUGAGCAUGGUCAGUGAUUUGACCCAGGUAGAGCGGGCAUGCUCCAAUCUCCAGGAGAAGCUGACACUGGUGUUGGAGUAUGUGGAAGAAGUGCUGGCCAACAAGAUUCAACCUGACACAAGUAUUGGAAGAUAUUUACUAGAUUUAGUAAAUAAUGUCCCCAAAAUAGAACCAGAGGAAUUUGAAACCAUGCUUAACUCAAAUAUGAAGGAUCUUCUGAUGGUAGUCUACCUUGCUAAUCUGACCAGAACCCAGCUUGCUCUGAACGAGAAAUUGCAGACACUGACAGUGUAGACCAACAAUUGCUCCGUUUGUGUAUUGAUACCUGGUUAUCUGCCAUCAUUGACUGACAGUCUGAGGACUUGCCACCACACAGGACAAUGACUAUUAUUUAUUAUAGCAACAUGUGCAUUAAUUUUCUCAUUAAAAUAUGUAAUACCAGAA
Molecule: messenger RNA, 1027 nt
Organism: Magallana angulata
Lineage: Eukaryota; Metazoa; Mollusca; Bivalvia; Ostreida; Ostreidae
Product: eukaryotic translation initiation factor 3 subunit F-like
Exons: 8
Coding region: 47-877 (276 amino acids)
Biological process (GO): translational initiation
Cellular component (GO): eukaryotic translation initiation factor 3 complex, eIF3m
Molecular function (GO): translation initiation factor binding; metallopeptidase activity; translation initiation factor activity
Source: RefSeq, a predicted model, not a curated record